Molecule: messenger RNA, 516 nt
Organism: Polistes canadensis
Lineage: Eukaryota; Metazoa; Arthropoda; Insecta; Hymenoptera; Vespidae
Exons: 3
Coding region: 1-516 (171 amino acids)
Source: RefSeq, a predicted model, not a curated record
AUGAUUAAUUUUCAACCUGUUACGAAGACACCUGUUGAUCAUGGAAACACGGAACUUCAAUCGUACAGACGAUCGAGAUAUUAUCGGCGUGGUUAUAAUAAAAAACCAGACGAGGAUGUUCCAGACUACAUGAACGAUCACGAUGAUAACGACGAUCAUCGUCAUGACCAUGAUCAGGAUGAAAACGAUGAUCACGGCGAUAUGAAAGCUAUAAGUCAACCGAAAGUCGAUUAUUGGGCCGGUUACUAUGAUUUUCUUAUAAACGAGGGAAGCUACAAAUUUUGGGCCGUAUUUCAACUUGCCACAGCAGCUUUGUUAAUUUACAGCGGAUUUGCAGCAUUGUAUUACGCGAAAGUAAAUCCUCCUACGACAGAUGAAGAUUACGACGACAUAUUUCGUCGAAGACGAAGGAAACGUUACGUUCUUUCACCCUUUGCUUUGGAUAAACCCUUUUCUGGAUUAGACGAUGUUACCUUUCAAAGGAUACUCGAUGCUGUUGCAAGAGAAAUUCAUUGA